Molecule: messenger RNA, 2025 nt
Organism: Neltuma alba
Lineage: Eukaryota; Viridiplantae; Streptophyta; Magnoliopsida; Fabales; Fabaceae
Exons: 3
Coding region: 94-1656 (520 amino acids)
Biological process (GO): transmembrane transport
Cellular component (GO): membrane
Molecular function (GO): transmembrane transporter activity
Source: RefSeq, a predicted model, not a curated record
CUUCCCCCUCUGUCUCUUCUGUUCUAUAGCCUUCACCCGCCGCUUCCUCUGUUGUGGGAUCGAAGACACAGAGUUGAGGAGGGACCGCCAUUAAUGAAACAUUGGAAGAUGAAAUCAGAAGCAGUGACCUUAGCGUUAGUGAAUCUCGCAGGUAUCAUGGAGAGGGCGGAUGAGUCGUUAUUGCCCGGUGUUUAUAAGGAAGUUGGGGCUGCCCUACACACCGACCCUACAGGUUUAGGGUCCCUCACUCUCUUCCGAUCCAUCGUUCAAUCUCUCUGUUAUCCUCUCGCCGCUUACCUCUCUAUGCGUUACAAUCGUGCUCACGUCAUCGCUCUCGGUGCUUUUCUUUGGGCCGCCGCCACCUUCCUCGUCGCCGUCUCCUCCACCUUCUUACAGGUGGCAAUUUCGAGAGGUUUAAACGGCAUUGGGCUGGCCAUUGUUACUCCGGCAAUUCAGUCUCUGGUUGCCGACUCAACAGAUGAUAGCAAUCGAGGCAUGGCCUUUGGGUGGCUCGCACUAACCGGAAACAUGGGAAGCAUCAUUGGAGGUCUCUGUUCUGUUCUCAUAGCUUCAACUUCAUUCGCAGGCAUACCUGGUUGGAGAAUCUCUUUUCAUUUAGUUGCAUUCAUCAGUGUCCUUGUUGGUAUCCUCGUUUACCUCUUCGCCAACGAUCCUCGCUUUCCCAAGGGCCAUUUCAAACAUGAAGGUCCUGCAAAAUCGUUUUGUUCUGAAAUGAAAGAUAUGAUCAAAGAAGCAAAGGCAGUUAUCGGGAUUCCGUCGUUUCAGAUAAUUGUUGCUCAGGGGAUUUCAGGUUCCUUCCCUUGGUCAGCCUUGUCAUUUGCGACUCUCUGGUUGGAACUCAUUGGCUUCUCCCAUGUGAAAACUGCUUUGCUUUGGACUCUGUUUGUGCUCGCUGGUUCUCUUGGGGCUCUGUUUGGAGGCAAAAUGGGGGAUAUCUUAUCACAACGAUUACCAAACUCUGGAAGAAUAAUGCUGUCUCAAAUAAGCUCUGGUUCGGCCAUUCCUUUGGCUGCGAUUUUGUUGCUGGGUUUGCCUGAUGAUCCUUCCACCGCCUUCUUGCAUGGCCUCGUCCUGUUCAUCAUGGGAUUGUCUAUAUCUUGGAAUGGUUCUGCAACUAACAAUCCCAUAUUUGCAGAAAUAGUGCCUGAGAAGUCCCGGACGUGUAUUUAUGCUUUGGAUCGAUCGUUCGAGUCUGUGUUGGUGUCUUUUGCUCCGUUUAUUGUUGGGAUUUUGGCUCAGCAUGUGUAUGGUUUCAGACCAAUCCCGAAAGGAACCUCGGACUCUGUCGAGGUUGAGACAGACAGGGAAAAUGCUGCUUCGCUGGCGAAAGCUCUGUAUACUGCAAUUGGUAUUCCCAUGGCAGUUUGCUGCUUUAUCUACUCCUUCCUUUACUGUACGUACCCGAGGGACAGAGAGCGAGCCAGAAUGGUUGCUUUGGUUGAAUCAGAAAUGCUGAGGCUCGAAGAAGAAGAUGAUGAUGAUGAAGAAAAGGGAGUAGCAGAGGAAUGGCGUAAGAUUCAUAUUUCUGAAUCAAAUGGGGUGAAUGGUGACACUGAACAGAGACCUGAAAUGGAUGAUAGUGAUGAGAAGUAUUUGUUAUCUCGACAGCUGACAUUCGCUAAUCUAGCGGAAUAGAAAUUUGGAGCUUCAUUUAGACCAAUUAGGUGAGGCAGUCUAAAUGGAUGUUUCAUCUGUUCCACCACUCACAUCGAUGGUCAUAUCGCAUUUUUCAUUUCAUGCUGUCACCCCUGUAAUUAGAACAAUUUUGUAUUGGCAAUGAAUUGGAAUUCGCGUUUCCCUUCAGGUAGACUAUACUUGACUAUUGGGAAGAAGGGGAUAGCACCAAGGGGUGGUGGCGCAGUUGGCUAGCGCGUAGGUCUCAUAGCUUGUUGAGUGAUCCUGAGGUCGAGAGUUCGAGCCUCUCUCACCCCAAUGUUCUUUUUCUUCGGAAAAAUGAGUAGUGUGAUAGAAAAUUUUUUUUAUAAAAAAAAACUCAUUAUUUUA